Molecule: messenger RNA, 1035 nt
Organism: Pseudovirgaria hyperparasitica
Lineage: Eukaryota; Fungi; Ascomycota; Dothideomycetes; Acrospermales; Acrospermaceae
Product: putative quinone oxidoreductase
Exons: 2
Coding region: 1-1035 (344 amino acids)
Molecular function (GO): oxidoreductase activity, acting on NAD(P)H
Source: RefSeq, a predicted model, not a curated record
AUGUCGAAUUCGAAAACCUCAGCCCAACUUCAACUCACUCAACGUGGUGGUCCCUUCAAAGUUGCCCACGUACCGACGCCCACACCAGGCCCAGAUGAAGUCCUCAUCCGCCAACGUGCUAUCGCACUUAACCUCGUCGACGUCAAACAGCGAGAUCUGGGCAUUGGUAUUUCGCGCUGGCCACAUGUGCUCGGUAUCGAAGGUGCCGGCAUAGUCGAAGCCGUAGGAAGCAACGUGCGUCAUGUCCGACCAGGCGACGAAGUAGCUGCAUGGGAAGGUUCAGGCGCGAUGCAGGAUACCUGGGGUGGGGCGUAUCAGGAGAGUGUCGUCGUGCCGGCGUAUCUUGUGUUCAAAAGACCCCACAACAUCAGUCUUGAGGAAGCUGCCUCGCUGCCCAUCUGUUUCACGACAGCUGUCAGCGCCAUAUACAAUAGUCUCAGUAUACCUCUCCCUUUCUUGACAAGCUUACCCCCUAAUGGAGAGCUACCAUCUUCUGUGCUCGUCCUUGGCGGAAGCUCAGCAACAGGCGCGUCCGCAAUACAGCUGCUACGCAAGGCUUGUCCGGACCUACCUAUAGUUGUAACGAGCUCUAGUAAACACUCAGCCAGGCUCAAAGGUUUGGGCGCGACGUCUGUGGUCGAUUAUAAGUCGCCUGCGGUCAUCACUGACAUCAGACGUGAAUCGCCAAAUGGCGCUGGAGUUGAUAUGAUACUUGACUGCGUGUCAGCAGGUGCUUCCCAGACUGACAUCUGUAAUGUCUUUUACGACGCUGGACCAAAGAGGUACGUCGCGGUUGUGACAGGAGUACCUGUCCCUGUGCCAGAGGAUGUGACACUGCUUGAGGCUAAUGCCUGGACGAUGAUGGGCGUAGAAGGUGGUAAUGAGAUUAUUGCAUCGUUGACGAAGCUCGUGGAAGGCGGUAUCUAUAGGACACCACUUCCAGUCCGCAACGUAGGUCAUGGAUUAGAGACCUUGCCGGACGUCUUAGAUGAGGUUGUAAAGGCAAGCGGUGAAAAGCUUCUGCUUUCCCUCUAG